GUCACUCACUCACAUCCACUCUUUACUCGCAACUUCUCCACGCUCUUUAACAAGACAACAGUCCUUCUUUAGUUCCCUUUUCUUCAAAAACAAACCGCCAACAUGAAGCUGUCUGCUGUUACCCUUCUCACCCUUGCCACUGGCAUCCUCGCCGCUCCCGUCGCCGAGGCCAACUACGACGUCUCUUACUCCAGCUAUGAGGCUCCCAAGGCACCCAAGCCUCACUAUGAGAAGCCCAAGCCUAAGCCUCACCACGAGAAGCCUAAGCACGAGUACCCUGCUCCUCACCAUGAGAAGCCUAAGCCCAAGCCUCACCCCAAGAAGCCUGAGUACCCUGCUCCUCACCACGAGAAGCCCAAGCCUAAGCCUCACCCCAAGCCUCACUACGAGAAGCCCAAGAAGCCCGAGUACCAGGCUCCUAAGCCUCACUACGAGAAGCCUAAGCCCAAGCCUCACCCCAAGCCUGCUUAUGAGGCUCCCAAGCCGGCUCCUAAGCCUCACAAGCCCGAGUACACCAAGCCCAAGGCUCCCAAGCCCCACAAGCCCGAGUACACCAAGCCCAAGGCUCCCAAGCCUCACAAGCCCGAGUACACUGCUCCUAAGCCUGUGAAGCCCAAGUACACCAAGCCCAAGGCUCCCAAGCCUCACAAGCCUGAGUAUACCAAGCCCAAGGCUCCCAAGCCUCACCCCAAGCCCGCCUACGAGGCCCCUAAGCCUGCUCCUAAGCCUCACAAGCCCGAGUACACCAAGCCCAAGGCUCCCAAGCCCCACAAGCCUGAGUACACUGCUCCUAAGCCUCACCACGAGAAGCCCAAGCCUCACCCCAAGCCUACCUACCAGGCUCCCAAGCCCGCUCCUAAGCCUCACAAGCCUGAGUACACCAAGCCCAAGACCGAGAAGCCCAAGCCUGCUCCUAAGCCUGAGUACAAGGCUCCUACCUACCAGGCUCCCCACUACUAGAUUCGCUCAUCGACGAUGAAGGAUAGUAGCUGUUUGUGCUGUGGUUAUUGAGUGGGUGGCUCGUGCUGAUUCACGAUCAUGGUAUAUGACCUGUGUGUGAAAACGCAUAGCCAGAGGACGGCGCUGGACUUCUGACUUAUGAGAGAUUCUGGAGGGAUGUCAGAU
Fusarium oxysporum Fo47 is the source of this 1125-nucleotide messenger RNA. RefSeq lists its product as uncharacterized. The transcript has a single exon. Lineage: Eukaryota; Fungi; Ascomycota; Sordariomycetes; Hypocreales; Nectriaceae. Bases 103 to 960 code for a protein of 285 amino acids. The record is from RefSeq and is a predicted model, not a curated record.